AUGAGACCAUCAACCGCACUGUAUGCGCUCCUGCCAGUGUCUGUUCUCUUUGCAUCCGCUGCUACGGUUCUCGACCAGCCGCCUCAGGAUGUACUCAACAGGCCCACAGCCGAUAUUCUGGCUGACCGUGAUGCCAUCAUAGAGAAGCUGCUUGCUACCUAUGGGGACGAUCCUGUACAUGUUAUGCGUCUUCUGGAUCCCGAGAACGCGUCAGAACUCGAUGCGCCACGAUUGUUGCAGGUCUUUGGGGCCGAGGCAGUAUGGAUGACCGAAGGCGACAAACUGCGCCUUCGACAGCAGGGCCUCGGGUUCAUGGAUCUCACCAAUCACCAGGAUUUACACGCAUGUUCUGGGUCUGUUGAGUCGACAUGGCCUAAAUUACAAUAUCAAGAGAAGGUGAAAUCAGUCACAAAGCUUUUGAGCAAGGACGAGAUGAAGAACAACUUGGGGAAUUUAACCUCGUUCCACAAUCGGUAUUAUCGCUCGGAGUUCGGUGUCCAGAGUUCACGCUGGUUAUACAAUCAGAUUCUGGACAUUGUCUCUGCUGCCCCUCCCGGUGUCCGUCUGUCAGUCGAGACAUUUACUCACACGUUCCCCCAACCUAGCGUCAUUGCCCGCUUUGAGCCGUUCUUUGGACGCUCUUCUCCCAAUCCAACGAUAGCCCUUCCGCGCAUCAUCGUUGGCGCUCACCAGGACUCUGCAAAUUACCGCUUCCCCUUCCUCCCUGCGCCUGGAGCAGACGAUGAUGGCUCAGGAACAGUCACGAUCCUCGAGGCGUUCAGAGCCCUCGUCCAAUCCGGGUUCGCGCCAGAACGCCCAGUCGAGUUCCACUGGUAUGCCGGGGAAGAAGGUGGCUUACUAGGAAGUCAGGAGGUCGUGUCGGAGUAUAAGCAAUUAAAGAAGGAAGUGGGCGCUAUGAUCCAGUUUGACAUGACUGCAUAUGUACCAAAAGGAGAAGUUCCCAUUGUGACCUUUAUCACGACGGACGUUGAUUCGAAUCUAACGAAGUGGGCGAUGACCCUUGCAGAAGAGUACAGUACGUCUGUUGUGGGCGGGGCGAAACUCUUUGCCGGUGCAGGCUCAGACCAUAUGUCAUGGCACCGAGCAGGAUACCCUGCCAUAGUUGCAACAGAGGGUGAUCCGUUCAGGACGUUCAACCCGUACAUCCACACGACGGGAGACAGGAUGGACCUUGCCGAUGGAGAGUUUUCAUUUGAGCAUGCUCUCGAAUUCGCGAAGGUUGCUGUCGGAUUCGUGGUCGAGCUCGGUGGAUGAGUCGAAUAGCUUCGUAAAGAUGG
Suillus clintonianus is the source of this 1298-nucleotide messenger RNA. Its product is annotated as Zn-dependent exopeptidase. The record is from RefSeq and is a predicted model, not a curated record. The transcript is spliced from 6 exons. Bases 1 to 1275 code for a protein of 424 amino acids. Lineage: Eukaryota; Fungi; Basidiomycota; Agaricomycetes; Boletales; Suillaceae. Gene Ontology annotation, molecular function: metalloexopeptidase activity. Gene Ontology annotation, biological process: proteolysis.